ACGUAAGCCUUCCAAGCCGCCCAAUGGCGGCGGCACCCGUUCAGCGAAACGUCGCUUCGACACCCGACCAAUGACGGGAGGAGAGCGACGGAGACGGAAAAAGAUGCUGCAGGUGAAAUGGUCGCGAAGACCUUGGCCAAGCUCUGAACGGGCCCCUUUCUCCUCGUUUCCUCUCCAUCUUUUGUUCCUUUUUACCCCCCCCCCCCCCCCCUUACUAUCGCCUUAUUUCGAUUUUCUCUUUAUCAUUUCUUUCUGGCCGCCGGCGUUUUCCUCGCUCGCUACUACCUUGCUGCUGUUCCUUCCAGCGGAGGCGAAAGUGUAAAAGGCGGAGGUCGUCAGACGAGUGAGAGCGAGCCACCUGAGAGAAAGGGAAGGGAGGGGUGAGGGUGCUGUUUACCAAUUCCAGAGACCGGUAUAUAAGAGAGCCGACUGUCCCAGAGCAGGCAUCCACAUCGGCUUCAGUCUCUUGGACAUCUUGUACCUAUAUACAUAGCCCCUUUUCCAAACAUACGCUAGCUCUUCUGCACCUCUGGGCAUACCAGUGAAAAUCAUCUAAGUCAACAUGAGGACCUUCGCCCUUUUCGCCGCGAUUAUCGCCGUCGCCGCCUACCAAGUGCACGGCCAGGCUUGCCACCUUCGGGAGCUGGACCUCUGUGCCGCCUCCCUUCUGCUCUUUAACCAGAACCCAUCUGGUGUGGCCACCACCGACGCCGAAGUGGACAAGCAGUGCGGUUUCCUGAAGGAGUCCCAGGAAUGUUUCAAGAACUUCACUACUCGUUGUACCACUCCUCUGCAGAGGGAGCUCAUCGGUUUCGUCUCUGAGGGUUCCCAGGAACUCUUCAAGCAGUUCUGCUCCAAGGGCACUGAGAUCAGGACCAACUACCUGAAGCACGCCCCUUGCCUCGGCCAGACCCUUCCCCAGCAGAAGCUUUGCCUUACCGACAUCCAGGCUGGUCUUGAGAAGAUCGCCGUUGUCCCCUUCAACGACCGUGUCCCUGCCGCUUGCUGCAUGUACUCCAGGUACCAGGCCUGCACCCGCAAGGCCAUCACCGAAAAGUGCGGCGCUGAGGCUAUUGAGUUCGGCGAGAUCCUGGUGAAGAUGGCCGCUUCCGACCUUCCCAACGUCGUGUGCAACUCCUUCGACGCCAAGAACCCCAGGUGCAGUGCUCUGCUGCCGCCCCCAGGCACCAAGCCCACCGGAAAGUCCAACUCCGUCCUGUCCCGUCUUUUCUCCGCCUACCUGGGCAACUAAACGAUGCUUCAAUAGCAGAGCUGCGCAGUCAUCCUGAAGCUUUUUACAAGAUCGGACACAUUGGCGCUUCUUCAACUGCAGAAGAACCUGCUGCUUCUGUGGACUUUACGUUCUUCCACGACUCAACAGUGAAGACGAAGACUCCUAGCUCAGAUAACUUCCGCAGCCUUUCUGCCUUUUCCUUCCUUUAGCAGGAAAAAAGAAAAAAAAAAUCAAAGCCGCUUUUUUGCGAAACUAGGGCGCUUCUGAACAAGAGGUGUCCCUGUAUCAUGGCAUUUAGUAAUACAAGCGUCCAGAAGUAGUUAUCCCUGGCGCCUGCAGAGAAAAAGACGUAAAAAAAUGAGAAGAAAUGGGACGCCGUUGCAUAACAAGUUUCGUUUUGUAACUUGUCUUGCACGACUGCGUGAUCUCAACAAAAGGAAAAAAAAACAAGAAAGUGAUGACGUCACGUGAUCCUGAGACCUCAGUGGAACGCGCAGUUUAACAGAACGCGAGGGAGAGAGUUCCCGUCUUUCUUUUUUGUUUUUUUCUUGCGUGCUCUCCUUCCUCGUACCCGAUCUGUUAAAUCGGGCUUCUCUGUUGGAUGUACGUGAAUAAACUUCCUAAUGUUAUUACUGUUUUCCAA
Ixodes scapularis (black-legged tick) is the source of this 1877-nucleotide messenger RNA. RefSeq lists its product as uncharacterized. Lineage: Eukaryota; Metazoa; Arthropoda; Arachnida; Ixodida; Ixodidae. The transcript is spliced from 4 exons. The record is from RefSeq and is a predicted model, not a curated record. Bases 563 to 1252 code for a protein of 229 amino acids.